Messenger RNA from Callorhinus ursinus (northern fur seal), 543 nucleotides. Lineage: Eukaryota; Metazoa; Chordata; Mammalia; Carnivora; Otariidae. The record is from RefSeq and is a predicted model, not a curated record.
AUGGACUGGCCGCACAACCUGCUGUUCCUUCUCACCCUCUCCAUCUUCCUGGGGCUGGGCCAGCCCAGGAACCCCAAAGGCAAGAGGAAGGGGCCAGGGCGGCCUGGCACCCUGGCUCCAGGGCCUCACCAGGUGCCGCUGGACCUGGUGUCCCAGACGAAGCCGUACGCCCGCAUGGAGGAGUAUGAGAGGAAUCUCGGGGAGAUGGUGGCCCAGCUGAGGAACAGCUCCGAGCCGGCCAAGAGGAAGUGUGAGGUCAACCUGCAGCUGUGGCUGUCCAACAAGAGGAGCCUGUCACCCUGGGGCUACAGCAUCAACCAUGACCCGAGCCGCAUUCCUGUGGACCUGCCGGAGGCGCAGUGCCUGUGUCUGGGCUGCGUGAACCCCUUCACCAUGCAGGAGGACCGCAGCAUGGUGAGCGUGCCCGUGUUCAGCCAGGUGCCUGUGCGCCGUCGCCUCUGCCCGCUGCCACCACGCACCGGGCCCUGCCGCCAGCGCGCCGUCAUGGAGACCAUUGCGGUGGGCUGCACCUGCAUCUUCUGA